Messenger RNA from Ectocarpus sp. CCAP 1310/34, 1527 nucleotides. Lineage: Eukaryota; Phaeophyceae; Ectocarpales; Ectocarpaceae. The record is from the annotation of a GenBank genome assembly.
AUGGGAGACGAAAAGGAAGGGGGGAAAUGGAAAGAGAGCGCCAAGGACCCGGAGGUGUGGUACAACAAGGUCGAGGACGGGGCGGCAUGGUUCAUGAGGAAAUGGCACAGGCAGGGGGCGGAAGCGUCCGCGAAGCGCCAGCGCGCGAGGGAAGCAGAAGCAGAGAGUACGGCCACGUCAGGACCGAAGAGAAUGAGAGCCGGGGAAGCGGCGGUGGGGGGGAAGAAACGGCGACGGGGCACUGCUGUAGAAGCGAGUAGGGCGGCCGAGGCAGCACUUGUGGCGAACCAUGUACCCGGCUGAUGUUGUUGCGCCCUGUUUCCCUCCCUGCUGUAUGCUAUACUCCGUUAUGUAUGUCCUUUGUAUUGCCUUCGGCCUCUGUGCUGUGUUUCUUUUCUUCAAGGCCUCCCUGCCUACUCUGCUGUGUUGGGUACCUUGAUCUCGCUUUUGCUGUUGCCUUUGUUUUUGUACGUCUGGCUGUCUGCCCAUCUGCCGCCUCUUUGUCCUGUUUGCUCCGUUACUCCCAUGCCCCGGUGCGUCGUGCCUGGUGCUGGUACGUUACCCUCUGAUAAUUUCUUUAGGCGGGUGUGGGAAGCGUCCUCCUCUAUUUUAGUUUUUUUUUUUUUGAUCGGUUUCCGAGGGCUCUUUUCUCGAACGGUCGGUGCGAUACCUGUGCUUUUCUUUCUAUCAUUUUGUUUUCUUGUUCCGAGUGGUUUGUACCCAAUUUUUGUUUUGUUUCCCCGCGGCGUCGUGUGUGCCGGAUUUUGAGACCACGGGCUCCCCAUUUUUGUGGACUAUAGAGCUAAUGUGAGAAACAACAACAACAACUACUACCACUGUGUGCGAAAGAGAUCAAUCCUUACAUCAACGACCACGUGCGUUGCUAGUUCGUGGUGACCGUUGUACUGUAGGAGAUCCUAUUCUACCGAGCAAGGAAAAAUUGUGUAGACUAUCAUGUACAAACAUUCGCGGUGGAUGCCUGCUACGUAGACAAAGGGACCUGCACCUCCUUCCCGUGAGUGUCAUGAGUUACCGCUCGUUGAAUGCACUGCUGUCGAGAGGAGUGGGUCUGAUGAGUCGAUGAAAUAUUCAUUUUUUCCUCAGUUUGCAGCAAAACAAUAGUGUACUUUGGAAGACAAAAUUCUUCGAGGAAGACUGUGUGUGAUUUUUCGUCCUAUCUAUGUAUUAUGGCGACAGUCCCCCCAUUUUUCGUGGUGGGACGUGUACGACACUUUUCAGCGUAUGUAGGGUACUACACUUUUCAGUGUAUUUUUUCGAACAACUUCGACCAUCCAGGGUCAGACAGGAGGGGGGUAAACACAAGGGCUUUUUCUUCUUAUUUCUUUUCAUACCCCACCUUCCUCCUGCGGUGCGUGCUGAAUUUUUAUUUUUAUCGCGAGAAGGGUCCAGCCGUCCCUUUCCCUCGUCAACGGUGCUAACGUCGAAGUUUGGUACUCACGAGAGCUUGUCAGCUAUAUUUCGCUUCCACCCGCACAUUUCGUAAUUAUUUUCACCCCGUGGGGAUUC